AUGGAGGCUCCCCAGUCGCAGUCGCGCUCGCACGUGGCGCUGCUCGCGCUGCUGGUGCUCAGCGCCGUCGCGGGCGUCUACCUCUUCUUCCAGUCCGCCCCCGAGGCCGAGUUCCCCGAGUGCGAACCCAUAUCCGUGUCCUACGUGAUCCGCGGCGUGUUGCCCACUUGGCUCAAUGGACGCAACGACAAGAUGGGCACCGUCCAGGGCCUCUGGCAGUGCGCCAGCCAGUACCGCGAGCACCACGCCGCCUUCGUGCUCAGCAGCUUCUGCAUCGUGUACAUCGCGCUGCAGACCUUCGCCAUCCCGGGGCCCAUCGUGCUGAGCAUCCUGUCCGGAGCCAUGUACCCAUUUCUGCAGGCCCAAAUUCUCGUCGCUUUUUGCGCCACGACGGGCGCCUCGCUGUGCUUCAUGCUGUCCUACUUCCUGGGCCGUGGAGUGUUUAGUCGAGUGCUGUCGGGCAUGAUCGGCCGCUUCAAGGAGAAGAUUGCCCAGAACCAGGGAAACAUGUUCUACUACUUGCUGUUCCUGCGCAUCACGCCGCUGCUGCCCAACUGGUUCGUCAACAUCGCGUGCCCGCUCGUCGGAGUCCCAUUCAAGUACUUUUUCCUGGCGACGCUCAUCGGACUGGUCCCUGCCAACUUCCUGCACAUUUCCACCGGCGCGACGCUCAACAGCGCCGCAGGUGCGACGGGCGGCAGCAACGCCGUCAACUUUGCCGUGCUCUUCCUGCUGCAGUUUGUGGCUCUGCUGCCGACGCUCUUUAAGGGCAAGAUCGAGAAGUACGAGAAGGAGGCCUUCGAAAAGGCCAAGAAGAACAAGUAA
Messenger RNA from Phytophthora sojae, 825 nucleotides. RefSeq lists its product as hypothetical. The transcript is spliced from 3 exons. Lineage: Eukaryota; Oomycota; Peronosporomycetes; Peronosporales; Peronosporaceae. The record is from RefSeq and is a predicted model, not a curated record. The coding region runs from base 1 to 825 and encodes 274 amino acids.